GAGAAGUCAAUCGCCGCUUACCAGGCAGGGGGAGAGCCAGCUCGAUCGUUUCCUGCGCCAAGAACUGUAAAGACAUGGUCAUUACACCACCGCGUCUGUGAUGACGAUCGAUCAGCAAGUCACCAGCUAAUAAGCAGAGCCGACUGCCUUCUACCAUGUCGCACUCCCAACACUCGCAGCGAGGCGCCCACGGCCGCGCCAUGAGUUCCGAGGAGAGGAGCUGCGCGGCGGUCAACAAGACCUCCACACCGGUGCACAAGAGCGCGUCAUCCUCUUCCUCGUCGCAGCGCGACAGCCGGCAGGAGACAGACAGCUGGGAAAUCAUCGAGGGGCUGAAAAUCGGUCAGAGCAACGUCCAGAGGCCGGAUAAACACGAAGGGUUUAUGCUGAAGAAGCGGAAAUGGCCUCUGAAAGGCUGGCAUAAGCGAUUUUUUGUUUUGGACAAUGGUAUCCUGAAGUAUUCCAAGUCCCCCAUUGAUAUCCAAAAAGGCAAACUGCAUGGCAGCAUCGACGUCGGCCUCUCUGUGAUGUCCAUCAAAAAGAAGGCUCGUCGUAUUGACCUGGAUACCGAGGAGCAUAUCUAUCACCUCAAGGUCAAAUCCCAAGACAUCUUUGAUGCCUGGGUGUCCAAGCUGCGACAUCACCGCCUUUACCGACAGAACGAGAUCGUCCGAUCUCCUCGGGACGCCUCCAUGCGGACGUUCCCUUCAUCUGCGGUUGCAGAGUCACCGCAAGCUGCUUCGACCGUCGUACACGACGCCAAGCACGCCAAACCCAGCGGGUUGCCAUGGCAAACACCAGUCCCCACCAGCAGCAGCUUGCCCGUCUCUUACAGCAACGGUCAGAGCAAGGUGGCUGCCUGGCUACAAGAAUCCGAGGAGAUGGACAAAUGCGCAGAGGAACUGGCGCGAUGCCAGUCCAGCCUGACUGAGCUGAGUGGCCUCUUGCAAAAUCUGGAGAUUCUCCAGAGGACUCAGUCGGCACCCAACUUUGCAGAUAUGCAGACCGCUUGUGUAGAAUUGACAAAGAAAGAAAAGCGCAUGAACAGAAGAUGGAGGACAAAAAGUGUCGGCAAAGAUGCAAAAUUCCAGCUUCAGGUCCCGCUAUCGUCCAGCAUGUCACCCGUCCGCCUCCACUCAUCCAACCCGAACCUCUGCGCCGAGAUGGGGGACUUUCAAGCUCCCGCCUCCCGGCUAACAGACAGCGUCGAGUGUUCCAGUGACUACAUUAAACUACAGGAGGAAUUCUGCACCAUUGCCCAAAAAGUCCACGCUCUGCUCAAGUCAGCCUUCAACACAGUAGCCAUAGAGAAAGAAAAGAUCAAGCAGAUUCUGUCAGACCAGGACCAGUCCGACCAAUCGGCUCAGAUCAACUCCCUCAGGAAGUCUCUAUCACAGGCGGUGUCCCAAAACGCAGAGCUACGAUCCCGACUGAACCGCAUCCACUCGGAGUCUGUCCUGUCGGAGCAAGUCGUCAGCGUGAAUAUCAUUUCCACUCCUGAUGAGGUUGUAGAGCAGAUGGGGAUCCCGCUGACUCAGCAGGCCUCUAAUGAGAGCCGACUCUCCAUGUCGGAAUCGGUCUCUGAGUUCUUUGAUGCCCAGGAAGUGCUCCUAUCAGCCAGCUCAUCUGAGAAUGAGGGCUCAGACGAUGAGUCAUACGUCAGCGACGUGAGCGAUAACAUCUCAGAGGACAACGCCAGCGUGACCGAUAACGUCUCCAGACAAAUGGCCAACGGAGACUUUGCUGGCUGCGCCUUCCGUAACGGGCGGCGCAUCUGCCUGCCGGCGCCCUGCCCCGACACCGGCAACAUCAACCUGUGGAACAUCUUGCGAAACAACAUCGGCAAGGACCUGUCCAAAGUGUCCAUGCCCGUGGAGCUCAACGAGCCUCUCAACACGCUGCAGCGCAUGUGUGAAGAACUGGAGUACAGCGAGCUGCUGGACAAGGCCGCUGAGACGGAGGAUCCCUUUGAACGCAUGGUUCUGGUUGCCGCCUUCGCUGUCUCAGGCUACUCAUCCACCUACUACCGAGCAGGAAGUAAGCCAUUCAACCCACUCCUCGGAGAGACGUACGAAUGUAUAAGAGAAGACAAGGGCUUCUGUUUUUUCUCGGAACAGGUGAGCCACCACCCUCCCAUCUCUGCCUGCCACUGCGAGUCCAAGAAUUUCACCUUUUGGCAAGACGUCAGAUGGAAAAACAAAUUCUGGGGAAAAUCAAUGGAGAUCUUGCCAGUCGGGACAGUGAGCCUGAUGAUUCCCAGGUUUGGAGAUCACUACGAAUGGAACAAAGUCACCACGUGUGUCCACAACAUCCUCAGUGGCCGCCGGUGGAUCGAACACUAUGGCGAGAUCACCGUCAGAAACACAAAAAGCAGCGCUUGCCUCUGCAAACUCACCUUCGUCAAGGGGAACUACUGGAGCUCUAAUGUGAACGAGAUCCAAGGAUUUGUGAUGGACCAAGAAGGGAAAGUGAUCCACAGGCUUUUUGGAAAAUGGCACGAGGGGCUUUAUUGUGGCGUGCCACCUUCCGCCAAAUGUAUCUGGAGGCCAGGCUCCAUGCCCACAGACUACGAGCUAUACUAUGGCUUCACCAGGUUUGCCACUGAACUCAACGAGCUUUGUCCCGAGCUAAAAGAUGUCCUACCGCGAACGGACGCACGGUUCAGACCCGAUCAAAGGCACCUAGAGGAGGGCAAUUUGGAGCUGGCCGCCUCCGAGAAGCAGCGAAUCGAAGACCUGCAGAGGACAAGGAGAAAGUGGAAUGAAGAGAAUAAUGUAAAACAGGAGCCCCGCUUCUUCAAGAAAGUGGUUGACGCUAAUCACAGGGAACGAUGGGUCUCCAACAACCUGUACUGGGAGCUGCGGAAAAACCCCGGCUUUAUUAACAUGGAACCGACAGUGAGCUUGUGGUAGCACACGUCCGCUCGCUCCGCUCUUCGCAUUCGGCAUUUGACUGGACACUUGAGAUGCGAGGAGAAACACUUAAAACGCGCUCUUGGACGUGAGCGAGCCCUGGUGGGGGUUCUGCGGCGCCACCGUUGGAGGAAACCUCUCACAAGGAGGGUCACCUUCAUCAUGCUUGCGAAGGUCGCAUACAUCUUUUCUCAGCUACUCUUAACGACUCCCGAGUCGGCCUUAAACGCGGACGCCCAUACUUAGCUACGACCACAUGCAUGCUUAGAGAGCUUUCACUGGCAUCCGGCCAUAUUUAAUACAUCCUUAAUGUUGCAGAAAAAUGGGUAUUUUUAUAAAAUAUCUCAGCAGAUUGGAUUUAUUUUUUGCCUUUUAAUACAGUUUGUGAUGGGGGAACAACUCGUCAAACCACACAGCUGAGGGCGCACAUCCGAUAACAUCACCCGGCAUAUUUAUGAUCACGUUCAGCUGAAAACCAAGAGACAGACAAUGGUCGACAGUUCAGUGUCUCUUCACUCUCAGCGUGUCUCUUCACUCUCAGCUUGCUACCCCCCCGCCCAGCCACCCACUCCCUGGCCCUAUUGUCUCAUUUUUAACUACCUGCGCACAAGCCACUCCGUCCAUACAUAAUGGUGAGCUUCCUUCGCUACGCUGCAGGGAGAGCCCCUAACCCAGGGUCAGGCAAAUUGUGACCUGUCGAGCAUUUUAUGCAGCAUUAUGUAAACUCCUGUCAUAUUGGCUAUUUAUUUAUUUUUAAUUAGGUACUUUCGAUGUAUUCAGUCAUCUUUUUUUUUUUUUUAAUAAUCAUUCUUGCUGAUUGAUUGACUAUAUUCAUUUUGACUCCCUCCCCAAACUCGGUUAAGUGUAAAUAAUGUAUUUAGUCAAUGCCAAAUCAUAGGUUAAUUUAUUGAUUGUAGAUAUUAAUUUUGUCAUUUCCCUCCUAAAAUCAAUCAAUUAAAAUGGGGCAAAUCCAAACACUAAAAUGCCAAACACAAAAAAGAUAUACAAUUUUUCAAACCUAAAAGACAAGUGGCUUUAUUUAUUUUACUCUAGCCAUCCAAUGUGUGUUGGUUUUCUUCUGCUAACCACGAAUCAACACACCGACAAAAGAACUGAGACGUGCGGUUGUUGCCCCCCACAGUGAAAAUGUGGCUAAAUCUGGAGCACUGCCACCCCCAAAAAGUGCUUUAGUGAUGGAACUGCGAGAGGCCCUGGCUCACAUUUGA
This is a messenger RNA of Hippocampus comes (tiger tail seahorse), 4138 nucleotides long. It is a transcript of the gene osbpl6, whose product is annotated as oxysterol binding protein-like 6. The transcript is spliced from 24 exons. Lineage: Eukaryota; Metazoa; Chordata; Actinopteri; Syngnathiformes; Syngnathidae. Gene Ontology annotation, molecular function: cholesterol binding. Gene Ontology annotation, cellular component: nuclear membrane; perinuclear endoplasmic reticulum; cytosol. The coding region runs from base 156 to 2912 and encodes 918 amino acids. The record is from RefSeq and is a predicted model, not a curated record.